Messenger RNA from Miscanthus lutarioriparius, 864 nucleotides. Lineage: Eukaryota; Viridiplantae; Streptophyta; Magnoliopsida; Poales; Poaceae. The record is from the annotation of a GenBank genome assembly.
AUGGAUCACGCCGCCGAGCACCUCGACCCCACCAUCCCGGCACCCUCAUCCGCCUCCUCUUCCGCCGCCGUCGCCGAGGUAAAUGCGUGGCUGGCCUCCCUCGCCGCGGAGGCGGGGGGCGCGGGCGGGACGGGAGGGCGAGGCGGCGGCGGAGGUGCGGCGGCGGAGCUGUCGCUGGGGCCCGACCCCACACCGCGCGGGGUGACCUUCCUCCGCGCGCUGGCCUCUGCGUCGCAGGGGCGGUCCCGCGCUGCCGGAAUCGCGGCUGCGGGGCUGCGUGCGCAGGCGGCCGAGUACCGCGCCGAGGCGGCGCGGCUGCGGGAGGCUCUCGAGCGGGCGGGGCUCGCGAGGGACGCGCUCCCACCACCCGCAGCCGCGGCGGCACGAGCCGUCGCUGCAGUCGCUAACCUCCUCGCCAUCCGUGACACCGAGAUGAGCAGCUUUGUGGUGGCAAGUGCAGACUUGUCUCUGAGACGAGCAGAGGUGGAGGAGAAGAGGGACAAAGUGCAUAAGGAGUCAAAAGCACUACUUGAUUACACGCGGAAGGCCAUAAACAAGCUUACUGAGCUGAAGAAGAUGCUGGAGAAAUUUAAAAAUGAUGUGGAGAAGCAACAAGCAAUGCUUAAUCGAGUGGGUUAUACGCCGGAGAUCAAUCAUGGUGUGUUGAUGGAAAUGGCUGAGCAUAAGAAGGAUCUUGAGAGGAAGGCAAAACCCAUAGCCGAUACAUUAAGGAGCUACCAGGAUUUACCUCCGGAUAAAGCUCUAGCUGCACUAGCUAUAGAGGACAAAAAGAGGCAGUAUGCAGCCGCAGAGAAGUACCUAGAAGAUGUGUUGCAAUCUGCUCUAACCACAACUGGCCUAUAA